AGGUCGACCUUUUUCGAUUGUUGAUAUUACUAUCAGCUAUUUCAUAGUUGUGUAUAAUAGCUCAGUAUCAGUCUAGUUUGAACUAAGUACAAUACUGAUUUCAUAUACUCUAAAUCAGAAUUUAGAUUUAAGAAUUUCCUUGUGGAAAAGGUAACAAGCCAAUAUUCUCCAAUUGGUUAUAAAUAUUAAAGAAAUAUUUACUAGAGGGGGAUGGAAAUUCAUGUGGGAAUAAUUUUAGAGUCAAAUUUAAUUUCGAAUUAACGUAUGUAGGAUGUAAUUAAAUUUAAGUUAUAAAGGGAUUAAUCUUGAAAUAAAAGAAUAAAAAUGGAGAAUUGGAAAAAAAUAAUUGUUUGUGUAUUUUUGUUAAUGAAUUUUGGAAAAAGUGAUAUUUUGUCAGAAGUGAAAAAUUCGGUUGAAGUGAUUAAUGAUGAAAUUCGGGUUUUUCUUAACGUUAGUGAUAAUAGUACGAGGGAUAAUCAACGAUAUCAAUAUCAAUUCUCGGAAAAUCAGGAGAGGGAUUUUGAGAGUAAAGUUAAUUUUUUAUCUCGGAUCUUUAAGAAGCAUGUGGACGAACUGAGAAGUGGAUUAGAAGAGGUGGAACUCGUUUUCCUCGUCGACGCUUCCGCAUCAGUCGGAUUAGAAAAUUUUCGAAGUGAAUUGAAUUUUGUAAAAAAACUACUUGCCGAUUUCACGGUCGAACCUUCCAGAACAAGAGUGGCAAUUGUAACAUUUGCUAGUAGAAAAAAUGUGGUUCGAAAUGUGGACCAAAUUUCUAAAAAUGAUCCUGAGAGUCAAAAAUGUCAAUUGCUGGGAAAACAACUCGGAAAUAUUACAUAUGCUGGAGGUGGAACUUACACCCUUGGUGCACUUUUGGAAGCUUAUGAUAUUCUUCAGGAAGGGCGAAAUGAUACAAAAAAGGCAGUUUUUUUAAUAACGGAUGGUUUCAGUAAUGGAGGGGAUCCAAGAAUGGCUGCAAGACUUUUAAAGGAAAGUGGAGCAACUGUUUUCACUUUUGGCAUUCGUACAGGAAAUGUCGAAGAACUUUAUGACAUUGCAAGUGAACCUGGAUAUAUUUACAGUUAUCUGCUUGAUAGUUUUCCGGAAUUCGAGGCUCUGGCUCGAAGAGCUCUUCAUCGAGAUUUGAAGGCGGGAAAAUACGUGCCAGUAAGGGGAGCAAAAGAUUGUGACUCACUCUGUGAGAGAAAAAUUAAUGAAACUGAUGGUUGCUGUGAUGAAUUGGCAACUUGCACUUGUGGCACUGCAACAGGGCAUUAUUCAUGCUUAUGUCCUUUAGGAUAUUUUGGCUCUGGAUUAAAAGGAUCUUGUCAAGCUUGUCCUAAUGGAACUUAUGGAUUUGAAAAUAUUCCGGGAGAUUCAACUUCGGCUUGCAAUGUCUGUCCUGAUAUUAAUCACAUAACAAUUAAGAUUCCGGCGACUGAUAUCACAGAGUGCGUUUGUACAUCAGGAUUUGUAGGUGAUGGAAACAAAUGUGAAGCCAUAACAUGCCCAAAACUAAAAGUCCCAGAAAAUGGAUAUUUGGUAAAAGCAAGUGCUUGCAGUAACGUUGUAAAUGCAGCCUGUGGAGUAAGAUGUCGGAUUGGAUUUCAUUUGACUGGAGACAGUAUCCGAUUAUGUAGAAAAAAUGGAACCUGGUCAGGAACCGAACCACAGUGUCUUCUUAAAACUUGCCCAUCAUUGAGGGCACCACAAAACGGAAAUAUUAGUUGCAAACACGAAGAUGGAGUGGAGCAAAGAAUGUUGAGCGAUUCUUUAAUAGCUCAACCAAUCGAUACUCAGUGCGAAUUUAAAUGUGAAAAUGGAUAUCAACUGCGUGGAAGUAAGGUUCGAAAUUGUUUGCCAAUUUCAUCGUGGGAUGGGCUUAGAACCACAUGCAAUCUGAUACAUUGCAAACCCUUGCCUCCUGUCACAAAUGGUGAAAUAACACCCUCAAUAUGCAAUAACAAUACAAAAAUUCCUUUUGGCACAAAUUGUACGAUAAAUUGUAAAGAAGGUUUCGAGCUCGAAGGACCAAAAAGUAAAAUUUGUGGUGGUCGUCAUGGAAUUUGGUCAAAAAGACACAGUUUGAAUAAAUGUGUUGAUACAACACCUCCAUCUUUGACGUGUCCUGAAAAUAUGAAAACUACCACUCUGCUUGGAAAAAAUUACACUUUAGUAAAUUGGACAAUUCCAAUAGCCUCGGAUAAUUCAGAAAUUAUCCCAACUGUUUGGAGCAAACCUGACGUUACUUUCCCGUGGAAGGCCGAAAUUGGGUUACAUGUUAUUACUUAUUUGGCACAGGAUGAAAGUGGCAAUCAAAUUAAGUGCAAAUUUUUUGUUAAUGUCACUGACAAUGAGCCACCGGCAGUGGAAAAUUGCGAAGAUCCUCCAGUCUUCUUAUCGGAAAGUAUCACUGGAGCCGAAAAUGUGACAUGGGACGAACCAGUGUUUUACGAUAAUUCAGGUUUGCCCAUAAAAAUAGAGAAAAGUCACAUUCCUGGUCAAGAGACUUUUCCUAUGGGCCAGACUCAAGUGAUUUAUAAUGCUACUGACCAGUUCGGAAACACUAAGAGCUGUAUUUUUAACAUUACAGUCGAAGAUGCUUGCAAAGAUGUACCAGCGCCUCUGAAUGGAUUUGCAAAGUGUCAAGAUGAAGAAGAAGGUUUUCAAUGUGUAAUGACUUGUGAUGAUGGAUACGCUUUUGCAUUUGGUUCAGCAAAUUCCAUUCAAUCUGAAGAAAGUUUAAUAGUAACAUGCAACUCCAGUAGUCGAUCCUGGAACAGUAGCUUUUUUCUAGAUUGUUCAGUGACGCAGGUACCAAUCUCAGUCUCUCAGGAAGGAGUAAUUGUUUUAGAGCAAGGGGAAAUUUGUGGGAAUUCAACUCUUUUACAAAAUUUGACUGAGAGCAUAAAUAAAGAUUUGACCUCAAAAUUACUUGAGACCUGUGGAAACGACAUCGAUUGCACUCUAGUGAAAACCGAACCAAAAUGUGAAGAUUUGACAGAAAAAAGUGAAGAAGAUUUGCUACGAAGAAGAAAAAAGAGAGAAAUGAAGGAUGAAGAAAAGGAGGAGGAUCUAAAUAAAAAAAAGAGAAAAAGGGAGAGAAUUGAAAUUAAAUUUAAAUUUAUUGGGAAAAUUAUCGAGGAAAAUUACAAUAAUCCAAGAGAAGGUGUCACAAAAUUACGAGAAAAACUUGAAUUGAUGAGUCAAUCGGGCCAGCUUAAUUUAUUAAACGGCGAGACUAAUCAGAAAAUUGCAAACUUGGCUUUAAACCUCCACACGAUGUUUGAUAAGCCUCUUAAUAUUUGCAAACCUGGUAGUGUUUUGAAAAAAUACGAUUGUGUAAAAUGUCCAAUCGGAACGUUUCACAAUCAGACUAAAAAUCACUGUCAGUCUUGCAGAUUUGGAGAAUACCAGGAUUCCAUUGAAGGCAUCGAGUGUAAAAAAUGUCCAAAACACACUUCGACUUUAAAAAAUCAUAGUAGAGCGAUAAAAGAUUGCAUACCUGUUUGUCAGCCAGGAUAUUAUUCCCAUCGAAAACGACACUACCCAAAACUUGCAGUUGAGCCUUGCACCACUUGUGAAAUUGGAACAUAUCAACCAAAUUAUGGCCAAAAAUUGUGUCUGCCCUGUCCAGAAAAUACGACCACAAUUAGUCGUACUUCAAAAAAUAUUAAAGAUUGUUUUUACCCAGUUCAAGAUUUUUGCAAAGCCAAUUUAUGCCUGAAUGGUGGAAUUUGCCAAAAAGAAAUUGAUGGAUUCAGUUGUGAAUGUCCAGUGUACUUUAUCGGUUCAAGAUGUGAAAAAUUUCAACACCCCUGUUAUUCAAACCCCUGUUUAAAUCGUGGGGACUGUCUUUUGCUACCUAAUAAUACAUAUGUCUGUGGUUGUUAUGAGGGAUACACUGGACGCAAUUGUGAGCACUAUGUUGACGAAUGUACAGAAAAUCCUUGUAAAAAUGGAGGGAGUUGCAAAAGUACAGAAUCAGAUUUCAUUUGCAUUUGUAAAGAGGGUUAUGAAGGUGAAUUUUGCGAGAUAAAAUCAUCAAAUUAUUGUGACCCUUCACCUUGUGAGGAAGGCUCAUCGUGUAUCGCUAUAAACGGCACAUGGCACUGUUUGUGCAAACAGGGCUUCCUGGGUCGGUAUUGCAAUUUACUGCCUUGUGAUUGGAUUCCAUGCCACCCUAAUUCAAUUUGCGUUAAUAUUCAACAGCCUCAAGUUACUACAAUAAGUUACAGAUGUGAAUGUCCUGAUGGUUACACAGGGAAAGAUUGCACAACAAGAAUAGAUUACUGCAAAAAUUUACCAUGCAAAAAUGGUGGAACUUGCGUAAAUGGUCUUUUGAAUUUUUCUUGCAAGUGUCUCCAAACUUUUACAGGACUUUAUUGUGAAACUGAAUUGUCUUCAAAUUAUAUAAUGCACUUUAAAAAAUCAGGAACUACGGAUUAUGUGAAAAUGACGAGUUCAGAGAAAGAUAUUUUAGAGUUAAGUGUUUGUCUUUGGCUGCAGUCUUUGGACAAAUUCAAUUAUGGAACAGUUUUGUCCUAUGCAAAUCAAAUUCAUGACAAUGCUUUUACCCUUACUGAUUAUAAUGGAUUUGUUCUGUAUAUCAAUGGUGAAAAGACCAUCACCGAUAUCACAGCAAACGAUGGUUAUUGGCACUUUUUGUGUGUCACGUGGGAGAGCCAAUUUGGCACAUGGAACGUUUACGUUGAUGGAAGUCUCAAAGAUAAUGGCACCUUACUGUCAAAUAGAACUGCAAUUAAAGGCAAUGGAAUAUUAAUAGUGGGUCAGGAACAGGACAAAUUCGGCGGAGAUUUUUCUGAAUCAGAAUCUUUUAUUGGAAAAAUAACUUUAUUAAAUAUUUGGAAUUCGGUUUUGGAUAGUAAGACUAUCCAGACUUUUAGCUCUCUCUGUGAAAACUAUUUUGGAUCUUUAUUCGCCUGGGUUCAAAUGCAGGAGAACGUUCAUGGCAAUAUCGAGAUUCUAGAAAGUCCAUUUUGCCAGGGUUGUCCUUCAUUAAAUGUCCCAUUUCGAGGAAAUUUGAGCCUGAGUAAAGAUAGAUUGGAAGCGACUUACACCUGUGAUGUUGGUUACCUUGUAAAAAUUGGACGAAUUGAGCAAAAAAGUUUAAAAAGAAAAUGCCUUUUGCAGGGUCAAUGGGAGGGACAUUACACACCGACUUGUAGGAGGGUGAAAUGUGGAUUUCCUGGAUAUUUUCCAAGAGGUUUUAUAAAGGGAAGAUCGUACUUCUUUGGAGAUGAAAUCCACUACUUUUGUAACGAGGGUUACGAGUUGAGAGGACAUCUUCAUAGAAUUUGUAAUUCCGAUGGAAAAUGGAGUAGUCAACAGCCAUUCUGCAUUGGAGUAACGUGUAAAAAUCUAUUGGCUCCAGAACAUGGAGAUAUUGAAUAUAUAAUCGAAGAACAUGAAAGGGACGAUACCACAGUUCUCCAGGUGGGACAGCAAUUGGAAUUUAAAUGCGAUUCUGGAUUUCGGUUGGUUGGUGAAAAGAUUCUAACUUGUUUGGAUUAUGGUGUCUGGGACCAUGAUAUUCCCAUAUGCAGUGCAUUUGGUUGUUCCUCUCCACAAAUGAUAGAUAAUGGAUACAUUUCAACAAAAUUUUCCGCUUCUAAUGAAAAUCAAACUGAAGAAAAUACACCUGCCUAUUUUUCUGGAGAUAUCGUAGAAUUUUCCUGUAAUCCUGGAUUUAAAUUCCAAGUCAACCAGAAUCUUCUAGGAGAAUUUAGACUUCAAUGUUCCAGCACAGGUUUUUGGACAGGAUUUGUUCCAGAUUGCGUCCCCCUACAAUGCCCCUGGCCGAAAUUACUUCAAAAUGGAAAAAUACUUCUCCAUUUAGAAAAUAAAACCAUUAUAGAAAUUCCAGAAAAAAAUGCCUCAAACUCGUCUUUAAAUUCAACUGAAAUUAAUAUAAUUAAUAAAGAGAAUGGAUUAUUUACACCUGGAACUAAAAUCUCUUUAAAUUGUGAAAAGGGGUACAAGAAUGUUGGGGAGAGUUUCAGAAUUUGCACUUUAAACGAAACUUGGACAAACGAUGGUUCCUUUUGUGAAAUUCGAAACUGUUCUUUAGAAAAUCACCCAAUUGUAAAUUUAUUAAAUAAUUUUGGAAAAGAAUUUAAAUUAGAAUCAGAUUUAGAAAUCGAUGAAUGGAAAAUGGGAAGAAAGUUGAAAGGAAGUUUAGGCAAUUUUGAUUUAUUUUUUGACGGGAGUCUUUCUGGGGAUAAAGCGAUUUUUGUCUGUCGAAAUAUGACUGUUUUUAGGGCAAGAGAUUCUGGAAUUUUGGAAAUGAGAUGGAAAUGUGAAGAUGGGAGGUGGGAAUUUGAAAGUGGAGAUAUUGAAGAAAAUGGGGCAAAAAUGUUAUUUGGGGAAAGUGGGAAAAAUAUUUGUGAGUCGAUAAUAUGUUUUCGACCAAAUAUUUCAAACAAUGGUUACAUUGUUAAUGAAAAUCCGGAGGAUUUAGAAAAAACUUUUGAUGUUGAUGACAUUAUAAAUUUCAAGUGUCGUCAAGGCUACUUUCUUAAAGGCUCUGAAACCUCUAGAUGUCUUUCUAAUGGUUCUUGGUCGGAAAUUCCAGUUUGCCAAUCUAUUGUCUGUGGAAAACCAAUAUUACCACCCCAUACAGAAAUUAAAUAUGAAAAUUAUACACCAGAUGAAUACGUUUUUGGAAAUAUGGUGACAUAUCAAUGCGUUCCUGGAUAUCGAACUUUUGGGCAAGUUUCUGUAAGAUGUUUGGCAAAUGGAAAAUGGUCCAAAAUGCACGGAAAAUGUUCCAAAAUUUCUUGUGGAAAACCCGAAAUUCCAUCAGGAAUUUCAAUCCAUGGAAGUUCCUACCUUUUUGAAGACCAAUUAAUUUACGCUUGUCCGGGGGGUACAAAAAGCGAUUUGAUUAUUUGUCAAAGUGAUGGAAAGUGGAGCGAGCCUCCCAAAUGUGACAUCAACUAAUCAAAAUGAAAAUAAGACGAGAAAGUUUGACGAAAA
Molecule: messenger RNA, 6996 nt
Organism: Belonocnema kinseyi
Lineage: Eukaryota; Metazoa; Arthropoda; Insecta; Hymenoptera; Cynipidae
Product: sushi, von Willebrand factor type A, EGF and pentraxin domain-containing protein 1-like
Exons: 32
Coding region: 325-6960 (2211 amino acids)
Molecular function (GO): calcium ion binding
Source: RefSeq, a predicted model, not a curated record